AUAGUUAUCACAGAGGCUCGCAUGACAAGGGUCAUACCUGGAGGAUUGUCGAGCCCUUCCAUGGUAAAAGUUUUUCCUGAGGCGGUCUGACCAUAAGCCAGAAUUGUGCCAUUAUACCCACACAUCACGCUGUGCACAAUAGAAUGCGCAACAUCGUCAUAGAUUUCUCGCUGAGUACUUGAACUUCCGUAUGUCCGGUCGAAAGUGAAGAGCUUUGGUUGCAUAUCCGGAUUCUUCAGGUUGCGCACCUGAUUGUCAGACAUUCCAGAGGUCAUUGGUUUGCCUCAAAACGUGCGAUUAGCAAUCACACUAAGCAUUUGCAGUGUGAUAUCUCUGACAUUGAUGACUUCAGAGCCCUGAUUUUCACUGAACAAAAGUGGCCACAUUUGUCACGUCAGUGAAACUUGUGAGUUGUUUUCCCAAUUACCGUCUCGAUAUCAGGUAGCUAUGCGAGUUCCUCAUGAAUCUUUUCCAUCUCGUAGCUGGUGCAUGGUCUAAGAAUUCCUUUCCAACUCGUGAACCUCUUACAGAAACCGAGAGAGGAGACUGCUCAGUUGAGAGAUGCAGCAACCUUUGCUUUUUGAGGUUGCCGCUUGUGAAUCCAAUAACAAAUUUGUUGCAAGUCAGCGGAAGAAGAUUCGUGGACUCCAUACGAACCUGAAUGGUGGAACGCUGGGUAUCGACCGUCACACAACUGACUCGCCCGUCUGAUAUUUCUCGUGGAUGAAGAGGCCGGCAUCGCACAACGACUUGAACUCGCUCGCGCCGCAUCUCGUUGUCGAUGAAACCCCGACCUUUGAAAUCCUUUAUUAAUGUUUCUUUCAUGAUCUUCGACAUUAUUUCUCUUUAUUCGAUGAAAACUUGAAUUUACGCCAAUCUCAACCUCCUUCUGCUUUCUUCUUCCUCACGCCUUCCACCGUAUCACUUCCCUCGUUAUUCGAAUGAAAUUUCAACACGAAUCGAGAAAGCUUGUAUAUAUCGCCCCUCGUAAACAAUCUCAAGCCCGCUUGACAAUGUGGCAAAUUCGGAAUCCCAACCGCAGGUUUCCGGCUUUAGUUGGUUGAAUAUUAUUCGAGGGCCUCAAGUUCACGAUGUAAGAAAGGCUCUAGAAUUUGUUCGUUGAGAGAAUCUGGUACUGGAAGCAGCAUAGUGAAAAUUAGCUCCGGUAUGUGGAGACUUGCAGUUGGCGAGAACUCGUCUCACCGUGACGGAAAAGUAAGGAAGCAGAAUCACAGCCCUGGGGACAAAAGCCUUUUGGUAAGAAUUCCAACCCUUCCUGAUAGCUGAGCUCCUACUCGAAACUUUCUGCCGAAUUUCGUGGCAUGGAUGCUCACGGAGAACACCAAACGGGAGGGCACUUGAAUCAGAAAUUUGCGCUCUCUUCUACAGGUUCAUUGAUCGGUCUUUGACAGUUGAGUCUGGUCUUCAAUCGACCGAUGGCUUACGAAGAAGUGUGCCCAAGCAAUUUCGACGUUGACUCGUGAAUAUGUCGGUGACCUAGAAAGCACAAAGGCGUACUUCCGGCCGGCGAUAUCGAGAUGGCCGUCGAGCGUUUUCUCGAAGAGGAAGGAGGCCGCUGACCGUGGUAGCAGGUGAUGAAUGGAUAACAGGACGAACGAAAAGAGAGCACGCAGGCUCGAUGUCAGGACCUGGCCAAAAUAACUGAAUGUGCAUAUUGAACACAGAGUGGGCGCUUUCAAGUUCUACAAAACGAGUGGCACCAGACGUUCUAGUGGCGAAGAAACACUACCUCUUCCAAGCCCAAUGAAUAGGUCGUCCAUAUCGCGAUAUCAUCCCAAUUUGAUUUCCUGAGUUGUGCAGGACAGAUCUCUCCAGACCUACACACACACAGUCACAAACUAGGUCCGCAGUCUUGUAUGAAAGUCAAGAUGGCUGAAAGAGAGUGUCUCGCCUGACAACCUUGUGCACAAUCUCAAAUCAACUGCAGUGUUGUGUUUGGGUAAAUCUAAGUAGGGCCCGUGGAAGAUGCAGUGAGGUGAGGCGAGGAGAGUAUGGCAGAAGGAUGGCGCGUCCUCGUUCAUGGUGGUGUAGCUCUGACCACUGAUCCGGGGCCUGCUGCAGCAUUUCUCCGUGCAUCCACACCGGGUGCAUACACGACGACGCGCACGUUGGAUGGAGCAUCCAGUCUUCUUCUUUGGGAACGGCAUAUGGCACGACUCUCCGAGUCCUUGAGCCUCCUUCACCAAGCUUCUCCACAUCUCUAUCCACAUCUGAGGGAGGGCAUAGAUGUUAAGAAGCUAGUCCUGCCCUCCAUAGCAGAGAGUCUUGCCAAAUCCAUUGAGCUAAGAAGAGCUGAGGAGGAAAUCAACCUCACGGUUCUCCUCUGUGGUUCUGAGAAAGAACAGGCACAGGAUAGCAGUGGUUGCGAAGUCUAUGUUCAUGCCUCUAACUACAGAGCUGUCAACAGAGAUGAAAUUCUUCCUGGAGCGCGGGUGGCUGUCAUGGGGCCUGGGCGUGAACUAGCUCGUGCAAAGUACUCGUUGUGGGCAAGUACCCGUCAGGUUCUCGAAAAUGUGAAACCUUCCAACAUAAAUGAGAUCAUUUUAUCAAACGACGGAGACUCUUUACUGGAGGGAACACUGACAAACUUUUUCGUAGUGAAGGUCAGAGAUUCAAAGACUUGGAAUGAGGAGAACCACCAGAAAGCAGCUGAAAGUGACGACCAUUCUCGCUUUCAGUUGACUGAUUAUGAGGUUCUGACUGCACCGCUCAGUGCUGGUGUUUUGCCCGGCGUGAUGAGAAACUUGGUGAUCGAGGUCUGCAUCGAAGCAGGAAUACUGGUUCGUGAGUCUUCACCAUCCUGGUCUAGCCAUCUCACGUGGAGGGAGGCAUUUCUAACAAAUGGUUUGCGGAUUCUUCAACCCGUGACAAGCAUUCAGAUGCCAGCCUCAGGGUUCAAGCCUUGGACUCAAGGCUUGGACCCCAAGCUGUUCACAGAAACCGAAUGGCAAAGCUUCAACUUGGAGGUGUGCGGGAGAGUAACGCGACAUAUCCAUAAAUUGGUCAUGGACCGUGUUUGUCAGCUGUCCAUUCCUCUCAAAACUUUUACCUAUAAAUGAUCAUCUGCUAUCGAGAUCGUUAACAGCAACCGAGGAUACAUAGAAUGUGUGGCAUCUCCACGGUUUUGUGGGAUUCCAUUUGACAAGGAAAUGUAAAUUUGAUCACCCUUGUCCAGUGACUUCAAUGUAGAGACAAGCUUGACUCUUAACAGUCCAGAGUUACUGAGAAAGCAUAAUUUGAGAACGGGUCUGUCUAUACUCCUACACAAACCACUUAAGUUCCAAGUUACAAUAGAUCACUGUCAUUGAGUUACAAAGGUGGAAGUAAGCGAUCCCGGGCAGAUGUUGCUGCCCAGUGUUCAUGAUCAGUUCGCUGUUGAAAUGAUCGAUUCUGGGUAACUACCACAUCCGACUCUCAAGUGUUUAAGUGUCGCAUCUCAUAUCCUUGAUUCC
Molecule: messenger RNA, 3473 nt
Organism: Marchantia polymorpha subsp. ruderalis
Lineage: Eukaryota; Viridiplantae; Streptophyta; Marchantiopsida; Marchantiales; Marchantiaceae
Source: the annotation of a GenBank genome assembly